Pleurotus ostreatus (oyster mushroom) is the source of this 630-nucleotide messenger RNA. RefSeq lists its product as uncharacterized. Gene Ontology annotation, biological process: regulation of DNA-templated transcription. Bases 1 to 630 code for a protein of 209 amino acids. The transcript has 5 exons. NCBI's taxonomy places the organism in Eukaryota, Fungi, Basidiomycota, Agaricomycetes, Agaricales, Pleurotaceae. The record is from RefSeq and is a predicted model, not a curated record. Gene Ontology annotation, molecular function: DNA-binding transcription factor activity, RNA polymerase II-specific; zinc ion binding.
AUGACUUCUGUUCCCCCACAACGUGCCCCAAAGCGCGUAGCCAUGGCUUGCACGUACUGCAGGCGUCGUAAGAUCAAGACUUCGCCAAAUUAUUCGUGCAAGAACUGUUCGGACAGGCGACAACAGUGCACCUACUUGCCCGUUGAAUUCGAUGAUCCGAACGCGCCGCAGCUGCAGCAGUCGAUGAGCCCUUCUCCGGAAGCUCCAUACUUCCCGACAACUAGCGGCCACCCGUCUAUGCAGUACUCUGGCCACCCUCAGGAUAGCAUGUGGUCGCAGCAGUCACCGCAGAUGCAACAAGCAUACGCCCAGCAGAGGGGGAUGCCUGGAUACACCAUGCCUAGCGAUGGCGGCAGGACUCACUCCAGCGCAUUGCCCGACACCGCGACGCAUGCAUACAACCAGGGUUGGAAUGCUCAAUAUAGCCAAGGUUUCGCUCUACCGGAUGGCGGAAGCAAUACGGCAUUCUCGUACACCCCACAGGCAGCGGAUGGGGUCCAUAACGCUAGCUCCUCUGGGUAUAACCCUUACUCCUCGUCAAACACCGGGAGCGUCUCUGCAGCGCCACCAAUGUACUGCCAAUGCACUCCGGGACCACGCGCACAGUUUCUUUUUGGAUUUACCGCUUGA